Molecule: messenger RNA, 3131 nt
Organism: Aphis gossypii (cotton aphid)
Lineage: Eukaryota; Metazoa; Arthropoda; Insecta; Hemiptera; Aphididae
Product: aminopeptidase N-like
Exons: 12
Coding region: 154-3051 (965 amino acids)
Biological process (GO): proteolysis; peptide catabolic process
Cellular component (GO): cytoplasm
Molecular function (GO): peptide binding; metalloaminopeptidase activity; zinc ion binding
Source: RefSeq, a predicted model, not a curated record
GGCGACAAAACAGUACUCGGGCGAUGAUGGUUUGUGUUCAUAUUCGUUCAGGCCGUGGCCGAGUCGUAUCAGGAGUUCCACGGUAUUCGUUACUGUCGUCAUUACGUGUGUUACGCAAAAUCCAUCAUUAGACAUAAGUUUUCGGUGUUAAUCAUGUUCAAAUUCGUCGCGAUCCUAUCAGCGGCGCUGCUGUGCGCCCUGGUUCGCGGACAAGGAGACCCUGUUGCCGAGUACCGGUUGCCAGAAAAUACGAGUCCCAUAUCGUACGCUUUGUGGUUCGCACCAAAUUUUUCUAAUUGGACCUUCACGGGCGUGGCUAACAUAACGAUAACAACAGGAACCCAAAACGUCGAAAAAGUGACGUUAAAUCUCAAAGACCUAACCGUGAAUAACGUAUCAAUCGUGACUGUAGACACCCCAAAGAAAGUAGACAUAAAAGACUUAGUGUAUUUAACCAACAACGAACAGUUUGAAAUUCAAUUGAACAAGUUUGUGCCUGCGGGUAAAAAUUUGCUCUUGACUAUUAAUUACGAGGGGAAAAUUCGAGAAGACAUGACUGGUCUGUACAAGAGCUCGUACACUGAAGGCGGAGAGACCAAGUGGUUGGUCGUGACGCAAUUUGAACCGACGUACGCUAGGAGAGCGUUCCCGUGCUACGACGAACCCAAAUAUAAGGUUCCGUUCAACAUAUCGGUGGUGGUACCAAAGGAUAUGAUAGCAUUGUCGAAUAUGCCGAUCUUGAAAACCGAGAGCGGUCCAGAUAACAACACAGUUUACUUCAAAGAAACUCCGGUGAUACCUACUUACUUGACAGCUAUAUACGUGGGAGAAUUCGUUGCAGAUAAAAAUGAAUCAAUAAUAACAGUUUACACACACGAAGAAAUGAUAGGCCAAACUGAAUACAUAGCGAAAGAAGCUCCUAAACACUUAAAAGUACUGGAGCAAUACACGAAAAUCGAUUACAUGCUUCCCAAAAUGGAUCUGCUGGCAAUACCUGAUUUCAGUGCCGGCGCGAUGGAAAAUUGGGGAAUCAACACUUACCGAGAGAGCUUUCUGCUGGUGCCAAGUGAUUCGAAAGCAAGAAUGAAAAUUCGAUCCUCAGAAGUUGUACAACACGAGUUCACCCAUCAAUGGUUCGGUGAUCUAGUGACUUGCAAAUGGUGGGACUAUUUGUGGCUGAACGAGGGUUUCGCACGGUACUUUCAAUACUUCGCCACCGGCAUGGUGAGGACCAGUUGGUCGAUGGAAGAACUGUUCGUGGUCGAAGCGUUUCAAAAUUCAUUAGCAUACGACCAGACACCCAGACAUCCAAUAACUGCAUCUGUAAAAACUACCGAAGAGAUCGAAGAUGUAUUUGAUACCAUAUCGUAUAGCAAGGCGGCAUCCGUUUUGAGAAUGUUGAAGUACUUGGUUACCGAAGAUCUAUUUCAAUUAUCCCUUCAAGAGUAUUUAAACAAACUCAGUAAAAGUAUAGCCGAGCCUUCAGACUUGUUUUCAUCAUUCGACAGUGUUUUAUUCGACCAUGACUAUGAAAUUGGAAAUAACUUGACAGUCCAUGAGUUCAUGUCAAAUUGGACUUUACAAUCGGGAUAUCCGGUUUUGAAUAUCACGAGAAACGCAACAAUAAAUACAUUUUUAGUGACUCAAGGCCAAUUUUACGUCAAUAAGACCGCCGGAAACAUUAACGAAACGGCCGCAUGGCACAUUGGUCUCACGUACACAACCAGUGCAAGCAAAAAUUUCACUUACACUCAACCGUCCGUUUGGACGAACAAAACAAAUGCGUCGACCGUUUUUCCGGCCCCCAGAGAUAUAGAUUGGUACAUAUUCAACAUACAAUCAAUCGGUUUGUACAGAGUAAACUACGAUAUCGACAACUGGGUGGCGCUUAUAAAGCAGCUGAACGAUUCGCCCAGUAGUAUCCACGUGCUCAAUCGCGCUCAGCUAAUAGACGAUGCGUUCAAUUUGGCAAGGUCUGGCCAAUUAGAUUAUUCGGUGCCGUUGAACUUGUCCAAAUAUCUGAAAAACGAAAACGACAUUACACCGUGGUAUUCGGCGAUGAACGGCUUCGCGUACUUGUUAGAGCGCAUGCCCCGCAGCGACAAAGGAUAUGAAGACUUAAAGUCUCACGUCAGUAGCUUGGCCGGUAUCGUAUAUAGAAAUCUAGAAGACCUCGCGGCGAAAAACAACACCGAAUUUAAAGUGUUGAGCGCUUGGGAAACGUUCUCCAAGUGGGCGUGUAAGUUGGAGAACAAAGAUUGUACGAAGAAGGCACAGGAAUACUUCAACAAAUGGCAAAAAGGAGAGAUAAUACCUGCCGAUAUCAAGGACGCGGCUUUCUGCGUCGGAGUGAAGAACAGCAACAAUUCAUCGGUAUUUAACAACAUGUUUGCGUUGUACAGCAGCACAAAAUCAAUCUCGGAAAAAUAUUCCGCUGAGUUCGCUUUAGGAUGUUCUACUAACAGGACACAAUUAUCCGAGCUUAUAAACCAUAUUCUAGAUGGACCCGGAGGACCGAUCAAAGAAAACGACAUUAGCUCUAUCGUAUCUUCAAUAUCAACGACUCCAUUGGGUCUCAGUGUGUUGUACGAAUUUCUGUCAACCAAUAUAAACAAAACUUUGGAUCAGCUAGCUACCGGUGAAGACGUUGUAACAAAUAUUUAUUCCACCCUUGCUACCAAGAUGACGAAUGACAAAGAUAUCGAAAAUAUAAAAAAUUUGAAGAACAAUUCAACACUUCGUGCUUCCGUACGACCGUCGUUUGAAGAAUCAUAUAAAAAGGUCGACCAUAAUUUGGCGUGGUUCGAUAGUUAUUCCGUUGGAAUUAGCUCAUGGGCGACGACGUACGGUGAGAAAGAACCCGAGAUAGUAGAAGACCCCACACCAAAGCCCACAACGGGCUCUUCAACUGGUACUACUGUUUCUCCUGUAACGGGUCAUCAACCGACCACUACUUCAAAACCAUCCAGUGCUACUUUGAAUACGUACAGCAGUCUUGUGAUUUUACAACUCACGGUCUUAACAGUAUUGACUAAAACGUUCAUUUUGUAAAAUUGAAUUAUGAGAUCCUAAUUUACGAUAUGACUGUAUUCAUGUUGUAUUUGAAAUUACAAAGAUUAUAUUUAUAAUAA